This is a messenger RNA of Daldinia loculata, 1299 nucleotides long. RefSeq lists its product as uncharacterized. Gene Ontology annotation, molecular function: protein binding. NCBI's taxonomy places the organism in Eukaryota, Fungi, Ascomycota, Sordariomycetes, Xylariales, Hypoxylaceae. The transcript is spliced from 2 exons. The record is from RefSeq and is a predicted model, not a curated record. Bases 488 to 1036 code for a protein of 182 amino acids.
CUCGGGAUGAAAUCGGGUACAAACCCGACUUGAAGCCACAGCAACAAGUUUAAUCCAACUAAUCCUCAACUCACUUAUCCUUUAGAAUAGUCUUGUUGCCUACCUAUGUUACGUUGAUGCCUAGUGAUUAUAUCGCCACUUAAACUACACGUCCACUUGCGCAUCGAGCCAUGCUGGACUCUCAAACAAAAUAGAGCUGAGCAUUAACAGAGCUAAGCAUUUAGGCAGCAGGAUGAUACAAAGCAACUGAAAUUUCUCCUUCGCGUUCAGAUGCAAUAACCCUACCCAGGUAAUCAGCAGUUUCAUCAGGAGCGUUUUACAGUUGUCUUCAUUUCGCUCCUUUUUUCAUAUUUUUCAUCGUCAACCAGUUGGCUACCUGGGUCUAUGGAUAUCCCUUGGCAGGCUUCUACUCCUAUGGUCACUUAAACACGCCAGUCCGAUAGUACAUAACCCGACCUUGACAAGAGGAUUACAACCCAUCUAAACAAUGGACAUUAUUCACCGUGGUCAUAUGUUUCAAUUAGGCCUAGCUGGAAAACCUGUUACCAUAUCUCCCUCUGGCGGGGCAAGAAGCCUUGAAAGUUUACCACCAGAAAUACAUCUCCUGAUCAGUCAACAUCUCACGUAUCCGGACGCCUUAUCUCUAAAGCAUGCCAGUAGAUACUUCUACUGCCUUGUUGAUACCGGGCUUAAGCUCAAGGUGGAUUGGCUGAUCGAGCGUCGGAGCUUGCACUUAGAGUGUCCAAACGAUCGUCGCUGCGACCUGGGAAGCGACUUGAAGUUCUGCAGAGGUAGCGUCAGGUUACUCAUGCAGCGGCGCCGCGAACACGCAGAAUGUGAAUCCCGUCCCGGUUUAGGGUGCCUCGUAUAUGGGACGGCAAAAUGUGCACAUCGGCGCCAGCUAAAAUGGCGCAUCAAGCGAUGGCUCCGUUCCCGUCUUACCAUCGAACUCUGGUGGUGUCUAGUUCCCUUAGUUCCCGUUCUUUUAGGAUGUCUAUGGGUAGCAGAAUUCGCAAGAUGGCACGCCGAAGAAUGAAUUGGAUUUAGCGGGUUAGGCAUUAUAAUACCGAAAUGACUAUUUAGCCAUCUUAUAUAAUUUCACAGUCUUGACAGUUAAAGAGUUGACACGAACUGAUAUAUAUAUACAUUGCCCCUUUGAUACUCUACACUAGACCUGAAGCUACCUCUGUAUCUUAAUAUAUGUUGAGUCGUCUCUAGAUGUAACAUUCGGGGACCAAAAGCGUAAUAGAUACUUGUCCUCGUGAAUAUCAUAGAGAAAUUAUAGGUUGGUUGAGGGGU